Pseudogymnoascus destructans is the source of this 891-nucleotide messenger RNA. RefSeq lists its product as uncharacterized. The coding region runs from base 167 to 697 and encodes 176 amino acids. The record is from RefSeq and is a predicted model, not a curated record. The transcript has 4 exons. NCBI's taxonomy places the organism in Eukaryota, Fungi, Ascomycota, Leotiomycetes, Thelebolales, Thelebolaceae.
CAGCUUUGAAACCUUGUCGAGCAACAGAUUUGACACGCCAGGAAGCCUCUUAUCUCGUGGUUUUGAGAGUGCUAUCUAGAGCAAUAGCCCCGGGAUUUACUGCCGCCCUUAAGCUCAUCCGUAUACGCUAGGGGCCAGGGGAAAUCACGUUCAAUAUAUCGAUCUAAUGAGUCCGCCUUCAACCAGAACAAUGACGAACCAAAUCCUCCGUGCCGCCGGCCUCUUCCAAGCCCUCCUCACCACCCCCAUCGCCCUCACCCUCGGCUUCCUCGCCUUCGUCCAGCUAUGGGAUAACUACGAAACCAUAUACCGCUUCCUCACGUACACCGUCAACGGUCUCCUCGCAACUAUAAUCCUCUUUAUCCUCCUCAUCCAGAACCGCAUGCCAAGCCUGUCCGCCAACAUAUCGUUCAUCCUGGAGGUUGCAAAGUCGCUGCUGGCGACGUUGAUGUGGCUGUGGCUUGUGCUGGAUAGUGCGUAUGCGGAACAUGGGAACAAGUACAGAGAGCCAUCGAACGAUAGGUUUCUCCGCGUUAUGAGGGCGUUUAUUGCUGGGUUUGCUUUGUUGGUCAUGUUUUAUCCGACUGCGAUUUACGCUACAUAUGUGGCUCGCGAGGGGAGGAAGAACGGCCUGGCCAAGCGGGAUGCUGUAGUGGAGGAAGGCGAGCGGACCCCGCUCUUGUCACAGGAAGCCUAGAGGAUGGCCAUAAGAGACUUAUGAUCUUGAUUUUGGCGGGCGAACCGUUGGAGAUCUUUCAGGUAUACAGCUCGCUAGGCAAGAAUUCAUUUCUACUGUGCAGAAGGCUACGUAUGAAUCCUACUUCAAGUUACGAUAUAUGACUUUGUAUAUAGAAUAGUCGUUAAGAUAACUAAUAAUUUUUAAUAUCGGGA